CAGCUGCUUCGUCAUGAUUGAGUGUAUGGGCUGGUAGCUGCUCCGUAGUACAGAAAGCAAUCAAGAAAGCCGAAAGAACGUUGUACAAAUACAAGUCUUCAAUAUGUCUUACAAAUGUUUAGUGGAUGAAAACUCUUACAUUAUGGGGAUGCUAGCACCUUCGAUGCUAAUCAUCGUUGUCUUGAGUUUUAUGAAGAAAAGAGUGCGAUUAAAACCUAACUUGCUGAAUGGUCGACCUGGAUUACUCAGCCCAGUUAGUUUCCUGGGAAAAGAGAGGAACAGGCUGAUUAUUGUACUUGCUUUUGGUGCAACCGCAUCUUCAUGUUACGAAAUGUUUACUUAUGAAGCCGUUGCUAUCAAAAAUGUACCAAAUACACCGUACGGAAAAGCUUUUAAUGGGAUUUUCCUGUCACUGCUAUAUGGAAUCAUCAACUAUCCAUAUUUGGCCUGUCUUAACGCCGAGUACAGAUUGAUUGGUUACGCUAUUGGUCUUCUUUACACCUUCAUUAGAUGCACCGUUGAUUUGGUCGUGAUUUUUGGCUGCACAUCAGACUCAAAAGAAAUUGAUGAUUUCUUAACGUCAUAUAAGCUCCUCGUUCAUUUGCCAUCAGUGAUUUGUACAAUCCUUCUUUUUGCGAGCUACGCGAUUUUCCUGUUCCAAGAAAUACGGAAGAUCUAUGCAAAUAAUGCUCAUCCAACAUGUCAGGAAAUCUUUCUGAUCGGUGGGGAAAGAGAUGAGCCUGUGGCAGAGGACAUCGACCGCAAUCAUGUCUCGCUGUUACUGGCAAACAAGCUUUACAGUAAAAGAGUCCUUGUCGAACACGAACCUUGGUAUAUCACUGUCAGACGAAAGAUAUAUGAAACCCGUCCAGAUUUCAAGUUUUCUACGCAAUUUAUGUCUGCGGUGUUUGUGUCGCUUAUCUUCAUUUAUCAGAUAGCUGCUACGUUAAUGCAUGUAUUGGCAUUCUACAAGAAAAUACUAGGCAUGAUUACUGGGAACCCAAUUGUUCAACGAAUGUUAAAGACCUUCUUCGGUCGGAUGUGUUGAAAACAUAUCGCACAAGAUCGGGUCAACUGCCAGAUGAACAUAUGAAUCCUAAAGUGAUCGUGGGCAAGAGUCUUCGAUUUUGUGGAUAUCAAAUUGCAUUUACAGGAGUUGGUAUGAUUUUUGUAACAAUAUCUGUGUUAUUCCCACUUUUGUUCAUUUUGGCAUUGAAGUAUGCAGAUGAAAUCGUGGGGAUAUCAGCAGUGACCAUACUUAAAGAAAUCGUUCUGUUUAUUUUGCCUGCAGUAAUCGUACCUUUCCUAAUAUGGCUUGCAUUACUGCUAUUGUGUACGUUUGUAUUUCGUGACAGAACCUACCCAGAUCUGACAGUUACUAUUGACAACAGGCGUUUGUUUGACAUUAUGUCAUAUUUCUUCUUCUUCUUGAAUAUCUUGGUDGGGAUAUGGUCUGGACUUUCUCGUGUUGCAAAAGGUGCAGCUUUGGGCUUGGUAUUCCUGUGUCGACUUGACAGGACGUCUAUGAUGACAGGCUAUAGGAAAUGGGACAGAGGUUACAUGGCUUACAUUGGCUUUCUUAAUGUCCUUGUUGCAUUCAGACAUCCCGUCAUGCUUUGCUUCUGCCAGGUUUUGAUUGACGAGCGGAAAAAACUGUAUUCAGGUUUGAUCACAAGCGACAGACCCCGCAGAUCAACAAGAGCACUCAAUCGGUGGUUCUUAGCAGUUUUGCUGACCCGAAACCCAAGUCUUCUGAGAUACAGAAAAAGAGAUGUGUUUGGAUCCAGGGAUACAUAUUCCUCAGCUACAGCUGCAGACAUGUCGGCAGUUGUUUUAGAAGAAUGGGAAAUGCCCAGUGAAAAGUUAAAGAGCACUCAGUUUUACUGACACUGAUAGAGUGAUAUAAGUUCAUAUGAUAGAUUCCUUGAUAUUUGAUACCUUGAUAGCUUCAAGCAAAAUAAUGUUCUAUAGAUUAACAAGGAUUUCAUUAGAUGUUAUUUGAUGUGUUGUCCACCAGACAAAAUCUAAGGAGCAGAGAACUUAACCAUUGUUAUUCAUUAACCCAAACCCUAACUGGUCCCAAAUGUUUAAACUAUUGCCUAUUCCGAAAUUCACAAAAGGACUGGUGACUAGGCACAAACUCAAAAUCUUUUGAAGCAAUCAAAAAACUGCAGACAUGAGGACAAGAAAGAGCAUACUAAAAUUAGUAAAGCUGCUGAGUUUGAGAGUAUAAUAAUUACAGAGUUUCAAUUUAAAACUCGGAAAAAUUACAAAUGUAUGGAGCUCUUGAGCAGCGUCCCCAAAAACCAUACAUUCUCUCUUAUUGACCUUACUUUUACAAAUUUGAAAGAAUUCCUACUCGGUGAGUAUUUAACCAAAUAUGCUCAAACUUGACAAGAACACUUAUUUUAGUGCAGUCUUUCAUGUGGUGAGGUUCAGUUUUCGAAGAAUGUAAUAUUUUCACACUUAACCCCAGUCUCCUUUCGAAUUUCGGAAUGGCCAAUUGAAUCAGCAAACUGCACUUGUGCCUACUUCCUAGUCAUUCUUGUAUGCAGUUCCUUCUUGGAAUCCUAGUUUGCCUACUAGCCAUCAGGGUUUUUUUAAGCACAGAUGCAGCUCACGCUAGCUUACCCCUAGUUUUCAUCAUUUAUAGUUGUAACAAUUAAGUUCCUGAGGAUAAACAUACAUAUAAAAGCUUGUGUGUCAAAAUAAAAACAAACAAAAAUGUCAAUGAA
Exaiptasia diaphana is the source of this 2735-nucleotide messenger RNA. RefSeq names its product stimulated by retinoic acid gene 6 protein-like. Gene Ontology annotation, biological process: vitamin A import into cell. NCBI's taxonomy places the organism in Eukaryota, Metazoa, Cnidaria, Anthozoa, Actiniaria, Aiptasiidae. The record is from RefSeq and is a predicted model, not a curated record. Gene Ontology annotation, cellular component: plasma membrane. Gene Ontology annotation, molecular function: signaling receptor activity; retinol transmembrane transporter activity.